AUGAAGUUCUCUUUGAUCGCUGCUGCCACCUUGGCCACUCUCGCUGUCGCUUCCCCUGUCGAAAUAGACAGGCGCCAAGACAGCGGUUACUUCCCGCCCAUCAGCGAGAUGCUCUACUGCCUCAACCCAUUCAACACCGCUGCGUGCUUCGCCGCGAACGGCCACGCUGAAGUCGCAUCCGCGGCGGCGGCGGCCAACUUCCCCAGCUCCUCCCUCCAUAACGGCCAGGGUGACGCCUUCCGUCACUGCUACUGGAACGCGAGGAUGGCCAUCUACUUGGGUACCGCUCGCGCGAAGGAGAUCGGUGACAACCACGAGAACUCGGGUAACAAUCCCGCCAAUGAGAAGGCGAUGGACUUGGCGAACAACGCCACGGGCAGGACUAUUGGAGCCAAUGCUGCUGGUUCCACCAAGGAGGCGAAGUACAACAAUGCGCAAGCAGAGUGUCUCAGGAGGGCGCGUAACGGACAGCUUGUCACUUUGAAGUAA
Molecule: messenger RNA, 489 nt
Organism: Coprinopsis cinerea okayama7#130
Lineage: Eukaryota; Fungi; Basidiomycota; Agaricomycetes; Agaricales; Psathyrellaceae
Product: secreted protein
Exons: 1
Coding region: 1-489 (162 amino acids)
Source: RefSeq, a predicted model, not a curated record